GACAGGCACAGGUUUGAAUUCGGUUUCUCAGGGCAAAGCUUCUACUGCCUGCUGGAGGAUGGAGGCCGAAGAGGCGUUUGCAGGGCUGGUGCUUUUCAAGCGGCUGUCGGAGGAGAAAAGAGAUGUUUAACAGGGAUGUUUGGGAACCGGAGUAUCAGAGUCACCGGGCUGUCCCUUUGCCAGAGUAGCUGCAAGCCUAAGUUUUGGCAUAGGGGAAGCUAUUUUGCCAGCCACUUCAUCAUGGGAGGAGAGAAGUUUGACUCGACUCACCCCGAAGGCUACCUGUUUGGAGAGAACAGCGAUCUGAACUUCCUGGGGAACAGACCAGUGGCGUUUCCUUAUGCUGCGCCACCUCCCCAGGAGCCAGUGAAGACUCUGAGGAGCCUGAUCAACAUCCGAAAGGACACUCUAAGGCUCGUCAAAUGCGCUGAGGAGGUGACGAGCCCGGGGGGAGAGGCCGGCCCGGCGAAGGCCCAUUACAACGUGGAGUUCACCUUCGAUACCGACGCCCGGGUGGCCAUCACCAUCUACUACCAGGCCACGGAGGAGUUCCAGAACGGCGUCGCCAGCUAUAUCCCCAAAGACAACCGCCUGCAGUCGGAGACGGUGCACUACAAGCGAGGGGUGUGCCAACAGUUCUGCCUGCCCUCCCACACCGUGGACCCCUCGGAGUGGGCUGAAGAGGAGCUUGGCUUCGAUCUGGACCGGGAGGUGUACCCCUUAGUGGUCCAUGCCGUGGUGGACGAAGGAGACGAGUAUUUCGGCCAUUGCCACGUACUGCUGGGCACUUUCGAAAAGCACUCAGACGGGACUUUCUGCGUCAAGCCCCUCAAGCAGAAGCAAGUGGUAGACGGGGUCAGCUACCUCCUCCAGGAGAUCUACGGAAUCGAAAACAAGUACAACACGCAAGACUCCAAGGUGGCUGAGGACGAAGUGAGUGAUAACAGUGCCGAGUGUGUGGUGUGUCUCUCGGACGUCCGGGACACCUUGAUUCUGCCCUGUCGCCACCUCUGCCUGUGUAACACCUGUGCAGACACCCUGCGCUACCAGGCCAACAACUGCCCCAUCUGCCGACUGCCCUUCCGGGCACUGCUUCAGAUCCGAGCCAUGAGGAAAAAAUUGGGCCCCUUGUCCCCGACCAGCUUUAACCCCAUCAUCUCAUCCCAGACAUCCGACUCGGAGGAGCAUUCAUCCUCAGAGAACAUUCCUCCGGGUUACGAAGUGGUGUCUCUCCUGGAGGCCCUCAAUGGGCCCCUCACCCCGUCCCCGGCGGUCCCUCCACUCCACGUGCUCGGAGACGGCCACCUGUCAGGAAUGCUGCCCGCGUACAGCCCUGACGGCCAGCUGCCCCCCGUCAGGACGCUCUCCCCAUUGGACCGCCUGUCCGACUGCAGCAGCCAGGGACUCAAGCUCAAAAGGAGUCUGUCCAAGUCCAUCUCCCAGAAUUCUUCCGUGUUGCCGGAGGAGGAGGACGAGGGCUCCUGCAGCGAAUCCAAGACUCACCUGUCUCAGGGGCCGUCGGCCCAGCAGCUCGGACAGGAAUGCGACGUGACCCCAGACAGUGAGAAUCUGACCUUGUCAUCAUCGGGAGCCAUCGGCCAGUCGUCUUGCACGGGGACGCCUCUCUCUUCCACAAUUUCCUCCCCAGAAGACCCUGGCAGCAGCAGUCUGGCCCAGUCGGUCAUGUCCAUGGUGUCCUCCCAGAGCCAGCACUCCCAAGUCAGCACCGACACAGUGUCCUCCAUGUCCGGCUCCUACGUGGCCCCCGGCACUGAAGAGGAGGGAGAGGCUCUCCCUUAUCCCCGGGCCGCCAGCAGGGGCCCCUCAGAGGACGGAGAGGUGAUGCCAGUGACAUCUCCCGACAGCAACUUUGUCGGCCUCGCUGAAGAGCAGGAUGCAGAGGUAACACCAGUGGGGGACAGCCAGGACGGAUUGCCCACGCAAGAAGAUGGCCAGAGGACAUGCGCAUUUCUAGGUAUGGAGUGUGACAAUAACAAUGACUUUGACAUCGCAAGCGUGAAAGCACUGGACAAUAAGCUGUGCUCUGAGGUCUGCUUACCCGGCACCUGGCAAGCUGAUGACAACGUUGCCAGCCGUCGGAAUGCACAGCACCGGCGCUUGUCCAGCAGCCUGGAGGACACAGAGCACAGGCCCUGUGUGUGGGGUCCUUUGGCCGUCUGAGGGCCCCGGCCCCAUACCAGGGCUGCCCUCCUGUUCCACCCUGACCUCGCGGGACCGCUGGCCCCCUGGACAUGCUCAGCGAGACACAGGGAGACUUUUAUACCCGUGCGAAAGCCAGACUUUGAGAUCAGCCUGCUCCUUCUCCCAGCCUCGUCUCCUUCCAUGACCACGAUCUCUUCCCUCUCCGAAGGGACCAGACGUCUCCUUUCUCCUCACGGGCUAAAGCCACUCCGUGAACUGCGUCUCGUGAGACCCUUUGCAGAGACUCUGGAAUGUUCCCACCACAUCUUGAUCUUCAGGUGGAGCCAAGGUCUGCAGGCUGAUGGUGCAUCUUUUCUCUGCUGAGGAGUUAGACCAAGAAGACCCAGAGUCUGAGCAGCUUCAUCACAGACACCCACCUGGCAUUUUCUGGUUUCUGGGACACUGUAACCAGUUUGAAACCUCCAAUUUGGGGUGGGGUUGGGGGCGACUCCGGUGAGAAGGGAAAGCCACAUUGCGCCGUAAGUAGAGGCUCCCUCACAAAGCUAGAGGAGUGCCUUUCCCAAGGACAGGGGACAUGGUGGCAACCGAAAGUUCUUGCUUCUGGCGGCCGAGCUCGUCUCCUGUGCCUCGUGUGUCUGUCUGCUUAAGAAGGCGGCCUUGACUCUGAGACUCCCCCAUUCAAUGAAACCCCGAGGAGGGUUUCUUAGGAUCAGGUGCAUUCGCGAAGGCCUGGGACUCCAUCCUAAGGUGAUAUUUCAAAAGACACGUUUUUCGACCACCUCUGUGCCAGGCACUGUGUCGGGAGCUGUCGUAUAUCAUCACGUUUCAUCACUAAGGCCCUGACAGGCGGUAUUCUUUGCCUCCACUCCUUUUUGUUAAUAGUUGAAGAAAUAGUCUGAGAGACGGGUGGACCAGUUUGGUGCCCAGGAGCCCCAAAGCGGGUGGUGAGGCGUGUUGAGCUGGGGCCAGCAGGGGAUGGGGAGCCUGAUGGCUGUGGCCAGGACCUUCACCUCUGGGAGCCUCCCCACCCCACGUUUUCCUCCCCUGCCUUCCAAUUCUCCUGAGCCUGAUAGGGGAAGGGGAGGUGUUGCCUUCCGUAGGCUCGUUGGAGAUUUAGACAUGUUCAAAUCGUGUGCCCCACCCCGCCCCAUCCCAGCCCAGAGCAGAGCAUAGAAACAGAAGGCUAAAACAAGUCUCAACUGUAAGCCGCGGGUUAGUCCCCUCUCGACACUAGUGUGAUGGAUGGAUUCCGCACAGCUCUUGCACAGAUGCUAUGUCUACUAGCUUUUGGAAAAGGUGGUGGCUUAGUGGAGCAUAGGAUUGGGCGGCAGAGCUGGAUACAACAGUUUGUGAGGCUGAGCUGUAGCGGGGCCUCGGGCUAGGCCCAUCCUGAUGGCCUGUCUUAGUAUUCGGAAUUGUCACCCUAGAAGAGCUUCUCGGGGCCACUUCCAAGACCUCGAAGAGAGCCCAGUGCCCAGGGGGUCCUUUGCACAUUCUUUGUGGCCUCUGUGCACCGCCAGGACCCUCAUACUGCCUAGCGGUUGGGGCUCACGUCCUGCCCUGUUGUGCGAGAUGGGGGCGGCUGUUGUUCAGACAGAUGUGACGUGAACCGAGCUGGAAUCUAAACUUCUGUCUUGAGUUCCCACAUCCACCCUCUCUGAAAUCCUGCAAAACUGUUGGGUCAGGCCCCAUUCCGUGUCCUUCCUUUCUCCCGACAAACUCCCAGCCCCUUCCAUAUUUAAGAUCUGAGCAAUAACUCUACUUCCUGAUGUCCUUGAAGUUCGAACCCCAGAAACACCAGGGAAUAGGCACCUCCCUUAGCCCUAGGGUGGUGGCACAUGGACCCACCUCCUCUCCCAGCAGGUAGUAUUCACAGUGUGGUGUUACCUGAGAUGAAGGAGAUGCGGGUAAACAGUAGCCACAGUGGCCAGGAACCCUAAGGGGAAGCCAUUAUCUUCACCCCUUCUGGAGGGUCUGUGUCCUCUUCCAGGCAGAGGCUCAGGAAGAUUUUUCUAGGCCUUGGUUCCAUAACCAAGACACAUCCGCAUUAGAAUGGUCCUUCUCUCCUUGUUUCUCAGACACUUCCUGUCCUCUCCCCGCACCCCCUUGCUCUCAUUUAGAUCUUCGGAAGCAGAAAUAUCCCAUCCAAAGGGGCUGGUCCUCAGUCAGCUGGAUCAGGGAACAGGGCAGCUGCCAGCCCUACUGCCGCAUCCAUCAUGGAGACAGUUGUGUUAUAAGCAGUUGACCCAGAGAGAAUGGGACAGGACCUGGCUUCUCACACGAGGGCACAGACUGGAGGCCUGAGACUCCUUCCCGCCACACUCAGGUCCGAGCUCUCGUAUGGCCUUGGGCAGUGUGGCGAUCCUGGCCUCCUCACAGAGCCUUUUCCCCUUCCCCUACCCAAUUCCAUCCUACUGGAGUUCAUGCCCAUGCUGGGGCAUCUCCUGGGCACAAGCCCACACACUUUACGCCAUCUCACCUGGGGAGAGUUAGUGUCCUGUUCCCUUGAUGUUGGCACGCUUGUUGCUCACUUUGCUUUAGGAUCUGCACACCUGGUGUGUGCAAGUGUGUGUGUGUACUGCUGUGCCAUCUGUGUACCCCUGUCACUCCCUGGAGUUACACUCAUGGGCACAUGACAAUGGGGACAUCAAGGAUGCAAUAUUUAUGGAUUGCUGCAUGAUUCUUAAAAAUGAAUAAAACUGUUUACCAGGGAAGGGGAGCUGUUAA
Pteropus alecto (black flying fox) is the source of this 4890-nucleotide messenger RNA. It is a transcript of the gene RNF157, whose product is annotated as ring finger protein 157. The transcript has 19 exons. Lineage: Eukaryota; Metazoa; Chordata; Mammalia; Chiroptera; Pteropodidae. Gene Ontology annotation, biological process: protein ubiquitination. The coding region runs from base 136 to 2181 and encodes 681 amino acids. Gene Ontology annotation, cellular component: cytoplasm. The record is from RefSeq and is a predicted model, not a curated record. Gene Ontology annotation, molecular function: ubiquitin protein ligase activity.